AUGUCCACACACACUGAAUCUGUGUCAACCACUCUAAAGCGUCGUCGAGCACAAAUCGAUGAACCGAUAAGUAAUGAAAUCGACCCGAUGAAUUACCCAGCGGCAGGUCUGAGAAGGCUUUUGGAGUCAGGCGAUGGUUGGGAAGACAGCGAACUCCCUCAUUUAAUACAUAAUAACACAGCGUCGAAUGCUCUCCCCUCGAUAGGUCCCGAGGCCAAAUUGCAACUACAACAUGCCCUUGACAUCCUCCCCGCCAAAUCACAGCUAGAUUCCCUUGUUGAAGCAUUCUUCAGCAAUAUUAAUCACCACUACAACAUUAUCCACCCACCCACGUUUAUACGGCAAUACAUCAUCUGGUCAAGAGAGAAGCCACGGGGAUCUUGUCGGGAUGUUCAAUUAACCACACUUAUCUUGAUGAUGUGCGCUUGUGUCACUCAACACCUUGAGGUUGAAUCCCAGCUGGCAAGUGGACACAGUGCUUCAUCUGAGGACUAUCAGAUGGCUGGCCAGAAACUCGCCGCAGCAAUACCUGCUGGCUGCUAUCAUAUAAUAAAUAUCCAAUGGAAGAUUUUAUUAAUCUGCUGGUUCAAAGGCGAGGCAAAGUUCACCGAGGCCUGGCAUACAAUUGGCUUAGCCGUGCAAGAAGCAUAUGAGUUGGGCCUUCAUAAGGUUGGACCUUCAAGAACAGCUCCAGAUUCUCAGGCACAGAUUGGUCGGCAAGCCUGGCGCGUACUAUACUGUUGGAACUGGCAAUUAUCAUCGACACUCGGCAGACCACUCAUUAUGCCUGAUAUCGACCCAGAGCUUGAACCGCUUCAGUCUGAUCUCAAUAGCUCUGCAUCAACCCCCACACUCCAUACCAAGUUGCAAUAUCAGCUCAUCUCCUCUCUUGCCAAACGGUGGCAAACACCACAAGAUAUCAACUCGCCUUCUGAAAUCAAGAUCUAUCAAGGCAUGGUAGAUGAUUGGAUAUCCUCCCUGCCGUCUGUCUUCUCGAUCCAUAACCCCGACACAUCAAAUGAUGUCACAUGGCCGUGGGUAGUAGCACAUCGCUACUACAUCCAGACUAUGGCAUAUUUCAUGCUUCUUCAACCAUACAAAGCUUACCUUUCAAGUCCGUCUACUAAUCUGUCCCCGACUGAGACACAAGAGCUACUAGCGGAGGCUGUAAAUUAUUCACUGAAGGCAUUGCAAUCAGCCACUCAAUGGGCAUCUCUGGUAUCAGAAGGAGACGGACAAUUUCAUCUUAUGGUGCUAUGUUUGUUUGACACGGCAGCAUUUCUAUCCACGACUCUAGACAAGGACCAAUCCAAGACUAUUCCGCACGGAGAUAAGGCGGUACUUGCAGUUGACGAGGCAGCGACAAUCUUGCAACAGCUUCAAACAACAUCUCAAGGAGCGAAGUCUUCUUAUAAACUUUUGCGCAGGAUCCUACGACGACUGAACUGGACGCGAGGUAGCGCACAUCCUACGGCGCCUUUGACGGGCAAUAUGGGAGAGAUAGGUGACGAUGGGUACUCCCAUGGGCUGUCUUCCACAAACAUGUGUUGA
Messenger RNA from Fusarium sp. VM40, 1551 nucleotides. The record is from the annotation of a GenBank genome assembly. Lineage: Eukaryota; Fungi; Ascomycota; Sordariomycetes; Hypocreales; Nectriaceae.